Molecule: messenger RNA, 6002 nt
Organism: Notothenia coriiceps (black rockcod)
Lineage: Eukaryota; Metazoa; Chordata; Actinopteri; Perciformes; Nototheniidae
Product: eukaryotic translation initiation factor 4 gamma 3
Exons: 34
Coding region: 234-5144 (1636 amino acids)
Cellular component (GO): eukaryotic translation initiation factor 4F complex
Molecular function (GO): translation initiation factor activity; protein binding; mRNA binding
Source: RefSeq, a predicted model, not a curated record
CUUUCACACUUGCAAAAUGGAUCCCUCGGGUUCAGCCAUCUCUGGACGACCGGAUCUUCCCCUCACAGCCCGGAGUCGCUGCAGUCUACAGUGUGACUCCCUGCCCACAGACCCUCUCCCAAACAUAUCCACCGAGCGCCACAGACAUUGCUGUUUUUUUGAGGCAGAGCACCCAACUGAAGUUCAGUGCAGGAGAAACGCACCAGUUUCCUCCUAAGAACAUUGUAACCUUUAUGAAGGUACCCAGGCACGCUGGCCCUCCUUACACUGCUCAUGACAUCACAAAGGGACACCCUAACUUGGCGGGCACACCACCCGGCCAUGCCCACUCCCCGGCGCUCACUCAGGUAUCCCUUCCCACAGCUUCCCAAUAUCGCUAUGCGAAGGGCUGGGAGGCAGGCGGAGGGUCUCCAUACAACCCUGGACUAAAUGCUGGUUCCGCCCCUUUAGUGUAUUCUCCCCAGACGCAGCCAAUGAAUGCACAGCCACAAAGUCGCCCGUUUGCCACGGGCCCUCGACCAACCCACCAUCAGGGAGGAUUCAGGCCCAUCCAGUUUUUCCAGAGGACUCAGAUGCAGACUGCGAGGCCCACCAUCCCUACUAACAGCCCCUCCUUACGGCCCGGCUCCCAGACGCCUACAGCAGCUGUCUACCCCACCAACCAGCCCAUCAUGAUGACCAUGGCCCCCAUGCCUUUCCCCUCCCCACAGGCUGCUCAGUACUACAUCCCACAGUAUCGCCACAGUACGCCCUACGUGGGACCCCCUCAGCAGUAUUCUGUACAGCCUCCGGGGUCCGGCACCUUCUAUCCUGGGCCGGGGCCAGGGGACUACUCUUCCCCAUAUCACCCCCUCAGGUACCACCCGCCUGUCUCACCCACGGUUCCCGCUCCCGUCCCCACAGCUGUUCCCCAGUACUACCCCGGACAGUCUGUGUACCCCACCUCACCCCCCAUCAUAGUGCCUACACCACAGCAACCUCCACCAACCAAGCGUGAGAAGAAAACAAUCCGUAUCCGUGACCCCAAUCAGGGCGGCAGGGACAUCACAGACGAGAUCAUGGCAGGGGGUUCAGGGAGCAGGAAUUCAACGCCUCCUAUUGGCCGCCCCUCCUCUACCCCGACACCCCCACAGUUUUUAUGGCCGCACCCUCAUUAUCCUCACAUUUUCUACCUCAAAUCGCAGCAGCAGCAGCCGAGCAGCAGCCAGACUCCAGAGCAGCCGCAGCAGGCCCAUCCUGGGGGCUACGCACUGGAGCCCCCGCAGCCACUACAGCCACAGCAGCCGUCCACCACUACGGCUGCAGACACCAAACCAGGGCCAGAUGAUACGCCAAAACUGGAGCCAGUUGUCCAGAAGUCUUCCUCGCCUGGGCUUGUGCAGUCUGAAGCCCCCGUAGAGAGACUCCAGGCCAAAGCUCCCGCAACCGAGCCCUCUUCUCCCGUCGAACCAGAGCUUCCCUCCCCUGCUUUGAUGAGCGCCCCCGUCACUCUCCCUCUUUCAGUGGCCAACAACAGUGAGCGUGCCCCCGCCAAGGAAUCCACUGCAUCAGCCUCUCCUCCCUCCCCCUCGGUGGGGGAGCACAAGCCACCUCAGACUACCAACACAGACAAGCCUCUCUCCGACGCCCUACGGAGUCCGGCUGCCUCUCCAGCGCCGGCUCCCAAGGCUCUGAACGGCCUUGCAGACCCCGGUGCUGAGCUGGACACACCGGAGCCUUCUCUCCUGCAUUCAGCUGCCCCCCAGGCCCUGGCCUCGGCCCCCGCUCACAGAGAGGCCUCUUCCUCCGACGCUUUGCCCUCUGACGUGAGCCCAGAGGUGCCCGUUGCCGCUGCGCUCGCCCCUUUGGCCCCUGUGGCUGUGGUGCCAGUCACCCUGACCUCAAGCCCCGCCCCCGCUUUGCCAGUUUCGCUGCCCCCCGGCCUUCCGCCUCUAGUGCAGGCCACAACAGAGGCCGAGGAGCCAAGUAAGAGCUUAGACACUAAAGACCUCUUCCCCAGAGCGGGGACGGAGGCACACGGAGGCAUUACGGACAGCAAAACAGAGUCCCAGCAACAAGCACUCAGCAGCAAGAGUCCCACUACAGUAAAUCAGAUUGCUUCUGCUAUACCAAAGACCUGGAGGAAACCAGAUGAAGAGAUCUCUGCUGUAGACGCACCUCACAAGGAGGACGAGGACGAGCCCCGGCCAGCGGAGCAUCCUGCUGUGGAGCAGGUUCUGCCCUCGGCCCCUCUGAGCUGCAGCCCGGGGCCCCUGCCAGCAGCCCUCACCUCCAGCCCUGCUCCAGCUCCUGCCAGCAGCCCAGAGGCGGACGGGAAGCCCGCCGCCCCCGAGGAGAACGGUGAGGCCGAGACGGAGCCCAUGAGGAACGGGGCAGGUCACACCUCAGAGACAGAGAGCAGCGAUGGUGGAGCCACCCCCGCUGACAAGGAGAACUCCACAGGGGCCCCACAGGACAUCGAAGACCUGGCUGAGCCCGGUGGGAAGCGUCAGUAUAACAGGGACUUCCUGUUGGGCUUCCAGUUCAUGCCCGCCUGCAUACAGAAGCCUGAGGGUCUCCCACCCAUCAGCGACGUGGUGCUGGAUAAGAUUAACCAAAACAAGUUGCCAUCCAGAGCGGUGGAGUCCAGGGUGAUUUCCAGAGGACCCGAUUUCACACCUGCCUUUGCAGAUUUUGGCCGGCAGACCACCGGAGGACGAGGCGCUGCACCUAUGAACAUUGGGGCCCGGCGGCCUCCACCCAGGAAGAUCAUCAUGCACGUUCCUGUUAAUGAUGAAAUUCAGCUGAAGAAAUCAGAGAAUGCAUGGAAACCCAUCAUGAAGAGGCCGGAAGUUGUUAUAGAUGAUCCUGUGGUGCAAAACACACAGGAGCUCUUCAAGAAGGUUCGCAGCAUCCUGAACAAGCUGACGCCACAGAAGUUCAACCAGCUGAUGCAGCAGGUGACGGACCUGACCAUCGACACGGAGGAGAGGCUCAAAGGAGUCAUCGACCUGGUGUUUGAGAAGGCCAUCGACGAGCCCAGCUUCGCCGCGGCCUACGGAAACAUGUGCCGCUGCCUCGCCACGCUCAAGGUGCCCAUGACAGACAAACCUAACACCACAGUGAACUUCCGCAAGCUGCUGCUAAACCGCUGCCAGAAGGAGUUUGAGAAAGACAAGGUGGACGACGUGGUGUUCGAGAGGAAGCAGAAAGAGCUGGACUCUGCUGCAUCGACGACAGAGCGUGAGCGGCUGCAGGUGGAGCUGAGGGAAGCCAAGGACAAGGCCCGGCGGCGCUCCAUCGGCAACAUCCGCUUCAUCGGCGAGCUCUUUAAGCUCAAGAUGUUGACUGAGGCCAUCAUGCACGACUGUGUUGUCAAGCUGCUGAAGAACCACGACGAGGAGUCUUUGGAGUGUCUCUGCAGGCUGCUCACCACCAUCGGCAAGGACCUGGACUUUGAGAAGGCCAAGCCUCGCAUGGAUCAGUAUUUUAACCAGAUGGAAAAAAUCGUCAAGGAGAGGAAGACGUCUUCUCGGAUACGGUUUAUGUUACAGGACAUUGUAGACCAGAGAUUGCACAACUGGGUGUCCAGGAGAGCCGACCAGGGCCCCAAAACCAUCGAGCAGAUCCACAAAGAGGCAAAGAUUGAAGAGCAGGAGGAGCAGAGGAGAGUGCAGCAGCAGCUUCUCUCCAAGGACAGCAAGAGACGGACAGAUCCAAGAGAUCAGAGAGAUCAGAGGGACCAGAGGGAUCAGCGAGAGCAGCGGGAUCCGCGCGUGCCGAGAGAAGAGACCUGGAACACUGUGCCCGUGACGAAGAACAGCAGGACUAUCGACCCCACCAAGAUCCCAAAGAUCUCCAAGCCUCAAAUGGAUGAAAAGAUCCAGCUCGGCCCCCGGGCCCAAGUCACGUGGGUGAAGGGCAGCAGUGGAGGAGCCAAGGCCAGUGACUCAGAUUCAGCCUAUUGUCCAGCAGUGGCGAAAAAGUCAAUCUUUGCAAGGAUGAAACCCAACCAGCUACAGCAAAGCAACCGGGUCAACACAGUUGGGAUGUACAUCAGCAGAAGGGCCGGGGGGGCUCGCAUCCUUCACCGACACCGCACCAUCCUGGCCAUCACCCUGAGCGCUCCCACAGGCAGUUUCAGCGUCACUUGGUACAGCCAGUCCUCCACCAUGACUCGGCUCCAACUGGCGUUCUAUGGCAGCAACUCUGCUGUCCAUGGUCGCAGCCACAGCACGCAGGUCCUCACCAAUAUCUGCCUGAACUUCCACUACGUACCCAGUGUGUCUUUUUGUUGUAGCUUUGCGGACAUGCUGGAGCAGGCGGACGACAUGGCCAUCGACAUUCCCCACAUCUGGCUGUACCUGGCCGAGCUGCUCAGCCCCGUGCUGAAGGAGGGGGGCUUCUCUAUGAGAGGGCUCUUUAGUGAAUUAAGCAAACCUUUGCUUCCUGUGGGAAGAGCUGGGAUCUUAAUUUCUGAAAUACUGCACAUACUAUGCAAACAAAUGAGCCAUAGGACUGUGGGCUCUUUGUGGAGGGAAUCUGGCCUCAACUGGACCGACUUCCUGCCAGAGGGGGAGGAUGUCCAGGCUUUCAUCUCACAACAGAAACUCCAGUUCGUUCUGUCGGACGGCUCCAGUCCGGAGACGGCUCUGUCCGGAAGGAUCUACUCUCCUGAGGAGCUGAGCCAGCAGCUGGAGAGACUCCUCCUGGAGGACAUGGCCAGCGACGAGCAGAUCUUUGACUGGGUAGAGGCAAACCUAGAUGACUCUCAGAUGAGCUCGUCCCCCUUCCUGAGGGCUCUGAUGACAGCUGUGUGUAAGGCAGCAGUGAAAGAUGAUAACACCAACUGUCGAGUGGACACGGCCAUCAUCCAGAGGAGAUUGCCUGUAUUACUCAAGUACCUUAACUCAGACACUGAGCGACAGCUGCAAGCACUUUAUGCACUUCAGAUGCUGAUCGUCGCACUUGAUCAGCCUCCAAACCUCCUCCGGAUGUUCUUUGACUGUCUGUAUGACGAGGACGUGAUCUCGGAGGACGCUUUCUACAAGUGGGAGACGAGCAAAGACCCUGCCGAGCAGGAGGGGAAGGGAGUGGCCCUCAAGUCUGUUACGGCCUUCUUCACCUGGCUGCGGGAAGCGGAGGAGGAGUCGGAAGAUAAUUGACGAGGGACACACCCGGGGGGAGGGUGGGGCAGGGCGUAGAAGAACUGCAUACUUACAGCAGAACAAACAAACUUUCAAAAUGGGUGUAUGGGCAGACGACAUGUUUUACGGCUGGAAUUUUUUUCUGCGGUACGGUUCUGAAACAUGCCGCCAUUUUGAGUUUGGAUUCCAACAGCUGAAGCACUAAAUACCUGUAUUAUACAUAGAAAAUAUUUUUGUUUUAAAUUUUAACUUACGUUUGUUUUGUUACUUUUUAAGAAGAGACUUAAAAGAUACAUAGGUUCCGGACUCUUUAAUUUAUUAUUUUUUUAAGGACUGCAAAUAUGAAAGUUAUUUAACAUUUGCAGAUGCUCACAAAUGAGAACAACAACAGAAAUAACAAUAUAAUUAAUUAUAAUAACAAAAUAAUAAUUGUGAAAUAAAUAGCCUCCCUGGAUUCCACACUGUUUGGUUUAAAACAGGGUAAACAAAGUUAUUUUGGGAUGAAGGGGAAGCAGAGAUAAAGAAGAGUGGAUGCACAGAAACUAUUAACGUUGUCCGUGUUUGACAUUUCCAGGUCCAAGUCUUCUCCUAACAGGCAGAAAGUGUUUCCCUCAGCCUUGGCUUGCUCUACGUUGAUAUACAUAAGCCUCAUGACAGGUUAGAGGUAUGCAUUCAAGAAGCGAUGCAGGUCUGUCCACAGAACUUUCAAAACAAACGCAGACGAACAAACCGGAUACAUUCAAAUGAAACGAGCAAAAAAUGCAACAUUAAAAAGCAAAUCGCCAGGGUCGCUCAAUGUGAAAUGCUUGUAAUACUUCAAACUACAGAGCAGAUAAAACUUGUAAAUACAUUAAAGACAAAAAAGGUAUUUAAAAA